Molecule: messenger RNA, 2352 nt
Organism: Larimichthys crocea (large yellow croaker)
Lineage: Eukaryota; Metazoa; Chordata; Actinopteri; Sciaenidae
Product: myosin heavy chain, non-muscle-like
Exons: 1
Coding region: 288-1703 (471 amino acids)
Source: RefSeq, a predicted model, not a curated record
AUCAGAGAAAAAAGAGGCGGGACAAAUGGAACUGUACAGAUCAGAGCAAAACCACACAUUAAAGGCACAUGCAUUGUGACAUCAUCAGGACGGUAUAUAAGGCCACAACGCUUCAGUCAGUCAGAUCCUUUCAGACCUUUCAAAUCGUGAUACCACAGUGAGAAAGAGCCAGAAAAGACAAUUUGCAAAGAGACAACGACUGAUACAGAAUACAACUGUUCGUCAGAGAUCUACAACUGCAACCUACAAGCAUUACUUUGUGACUGACUACCAGCCAAAGAAAGAAAAUGCAGAGCCCGGGGAACCCCAGUGGUAACCAGAAGAGCGAUGAAGAGCAGACCGUACGCGGCUGCUUUUGUCAGACCAGCUGCCAACUCAACCAAGAGUUGGAGGAAACAAAAGCACAGCUGAAGAGACAAAAAUCCUUGAAGGAGAAGAUCAUCAACAAGGAAAAAGAAACAAGGCAGGAGCUAGAGAGACUCAAGAAGUACACCAAUCCAGAAACUCUCAGCACCGCAAAGAUCGCCAACCAAGUCAGCGACAACACCAAGAGGAAGAAAAAGAAACUCUUGCAGGUCGACUAUGAGGAGCUGCAGGUGGCCCACAUCAUUAAUGAGGAAAAGUUCCAGGCAGAGCAGAACAAAAACAAGCUUCUCCAGGAGGAACUGGAACGCCUCAAUAUUUCAUACCAAGUGCUCAACGCCAGGUAUGAAAAUGAUGUCCCCAAGCUCAAAAAGCAGGCCUUUUACCUUCAGUGUGAUCUUGAUAAUGAGAUCCUGCAGAAGCAUCUCGUGCAGUCUGACUACGAAGAAGCCUUCAAGGCACUCCAGGAAGAGAGAGAGAAAAACAAGACUCUCCAAGAACAACUGGAGAAGGCGAGUGUGUCACUCCAUGAGGUCAAGCAGCAGGCUGACACCCUGAGGUUUGACCUUGAGAAGGAGCUUGAGCAGAAGAAACUCCUGCAGACAAGUUACGAGGAGCUGCAAGAGACACACAAGCUCAGUCAGGACAAGUUCUCUGCCGAGAUUGAAGCUGAAAAGGAAAAGAGCAUGAUUCUAAAGAAGGAACUGGACAAGAUGCACGAGACUACCCAGAAGUAUGAGGCCGAAGUCACCACGGUCAGAGAGCAGGCCGAGACCCUGCAGCGUGAGCUUGAAACGGAAGUCAAGUCUCAUGCAGUCUCAGUGUCAGAGGGCUUCCGUAUGAUCCAAAACGUGAGGGCUGAGCAGGAAGCCAUCCGUCAACAGAUGGCAGAAGAGAUCACUGCCCUGCAGCAAAAUGCCCGUGAGAGCGAAAAGAUUUUUGGAAGCGAGCUGGACAACCUGAAAACUCAACUCAGUGUUCAGAUCUCUCUCAACCUGAAGCUAUCCACUGAGCUCCAGGCUGAGAGAGAGGCUCUCCAAAAAAUCACAGACAGUAAUGACAACCAACCACCAAAGAAGGCUGAAGCCGGUGAGGACAAGCAGUGUGAGCAGCAGGCGACCAUCAGUCCUGCACUGGCCCUCGAACCACCGAAGCAGGCUGAGGACAAGCAGUGCGAGCAGCAGGCGACCAUCAGUCCUGCACUGGCCCUCGAAUCCCAGAGAGGCGCUCAGGGAAAUCUUCCAGACAGGACAGCAGAACCACCUUCUGUCUGGAAGAGGACCCGUCACUUUCUGGGGUUGAGGAAACCAGCGAGGUGGAAGAGGAGGAGGGAGAACUAAAGAACAUCGAGUUCUCCGGGUUUUCUCCAGGUGCUCUGGUUUCCCCUGCGUCCAAGGACGCAAAAAAAUGCACAAAAAAAAAAAAAAAAAAUUAAAACAAACAAAAAAAAAAGUUCAAAGUUCAGAUAUUGUUAUAUUUCAUAGUUUUUGUAGUUGCACAGUUCUUGGGCCUUUUUACAGAAACAUCCUCUGUCUGUGUCAUUCUAAUUUAAGAUGACAUUACAGAAACAUAAAAUGAUCUCAGUGUUUGAAUUUAGCUGAUAAUAUCCUAACUGAAUAUAAAAAUAUAAUAUUUAUUCAAAUAUUUAAUUCUUUCUGCAAUUAACUGUUUAUGCUAAAUUCAUUUUUUGUCCUUCACAGUCAUUGGCAACUGAGAAUUCAUGGAUUCAUGCAUUUGUUCUUUAAAGCUACAUUACAACCAGUUCACCCAUUAACAAUAAAAACUGGUUAAAACAUGAAAUGAAUAUGUAGAAUGCCUCAGAAUAGUUGUGGUGUUUUUAAAGUGAGGUUGUAGCUGUACUUAUAGCUGCAGUAGAGAAGUAGAGCUAUGCACUGCUGUGGACAGGGUCAGCAGAAAAAUAUAUUUUUGUCAAGAGAAAUGACAAUCAGAGGUUGCAUUCCAGUGUCAGCACUGCAAAAAAAAAAAAAA